UCUCCGUCUCUCUCUUCUUACUGGCUGCACAACAUCAGCCGGCUCUCGAGGUGGACUCGAGUAAACACUCUCGGAGAACAGAGGGAAGAUGACAGAGCUGUCAGCGCUCUGAGAGGUACUGAGAGCGUUUAUCGGGGGCUGGCUGAUAAGGUUUCCAACGCCUGCUUCUGCUCACAUUUCCUCAUCAGUGGAGGAGCCGUGAGCAUCGUGCGCCUCGCGUGAGCACCCAUUUGAUCCCAGAACAGUCGCCACAACCACGUCCUGAGGUUCGGGGCGUCAUCAUGGGGAUGAAAGGCUUCCUCUUUGGUUGCGUCACCGUGGCCCUGCUCCUCGAGCUCUCGGCCGCCGGCCUGGUCAAGAAGGUCAUCCGCCACCGUCGGGAUUCUCUGGCGCCGACGAAAACCCAGGAGAACCUCACCCUGCCCCACCCGGACCAGCCGGUGGUGUUCAACCACGUCUACAACAUCAACGUCCCCGCCACGUCCCUCUGCUCCGUGCACCUCGACUCUCCCGGCGACGGCGAGCUCAAACACAAGGGCGGCGGCGCCCCGAUGGAGAUGCAGAACUCCGAGCACAUCGAGCACACGCUGGACGGCGACAAUCAGAUCGUCUUCACCCACCGCAUCAAUAUCCCCAAGCAGGCGUGCGGCUGCGACAACCAGCUGGGCAUCAAGGACAUCCUGAGCAGGCUGGAGAUGCUGGAGUCCGAGCUGUCGGGUUUGAGAGAGCAGUGCGGCAGCGGGACGGGCUGCUGUGGAUCUCAGGUUACGGGUGAAGUGUCCACAAAGCCCUUCUGUAACGGCCGUGGCAACUGGAGCGCCGACACCUGCGGCUGCGUGUGUGAACCUGGAUGGAAGGGCCCCAACUGCACCGAACCAGAAUGCCCCAACGACUGCCAGGACCAGGGCCGCUGCGUGGAUGGCAAAUGCCAGUGCUUCGAGGGCUUCGGCGGUGGCGACUGCGGCGUCGAGCUCUGUCUGCUGGACUGCGGCGACUACGGCCACUGUGUCGACGGGUCCUGCCUCUGCGAGGAGGGCUUCGUCGGCGAGGACUGCGCCCGCACCGACUGCCUGAACAACUGCCUGGGACGCGGCCGGUGCGUCGACGAGGAGUGCGUCUGCGACGAGCCGUGGGCGGGCGCCGACUGCUCCGAACUCAUCUGCCCCAACGACUGCUACGACCGCGGCCGCUGCGUCAACGGCACCUGCUACUGCGACGACGGCUUCGCCGGAGAGGACUGCGGGGCGCCCACUUGCGCGGGCAACUGCAACAACCGCGGCGUGUGCGCCGACGGCCGGUGCGCGUGCCAGAGCGGCUACAGCGGAGACGACUGCUCGAAGCUCACCUGUCCCGAGAACUGCAGCGAGCGAGGCCACUGCUUCAACGGGAAGUGCAUCUGCGAUCCGGGAUUCGAGGGUGAAGAUUGCGCCGUCCUCUCGUGCCCCGACGGCUGCGGCGACAGGGGCCAGUGCGUUAACGGAGGAUGCGUAUGCGAUGUCGGGUACCAAGGCGAAGACUGCAGCGAGGUCUCUUGCCCGAACAAUUGCCAAGACCGCGGCCGAUGCGUCGAUGGACGAUGCGCGUGCGAAAGAGGCUUCGCCGGCGAGGACUGCGGCGUGAAGUCCUGUCCCAAAGCCUGCAUGGGUCGCGGGGACUGCGUGGACGGCAAGUGCGCGUGCUUCGUCGGCUUCACCGGGGAAGACUGCGGCGGGCUGACCUGCCCCAACGACUGCCUGGACCGCGGCCGCUGCGAGGACGGGCAAUGCGUUUGCCACGAGGGUUUCACCGGGGAGGACUGCGGUGAGAAGACGUGUCCCAAGAACUGUCUGGACAGAGGCUACUGCGUGGACGGCGGCUGCGUGUGUUACGAAGGUUUCACCGGGCCGGACUGCUCCGCGCUGACCUGCCCGAAUGACUGCCGGGACCAGGGGCACUGCGAGGACGGAGUUUGCGUUUGCAGCGAGGGCUUUGUUGGAGAGGACUGCUCCGAAGUCUCGCCACCCAAGGACCUGAUGGUGGCGGUGGUCACUGCAGAGACGGUGGACCUGUCCUGGAGGAAUGAGAUGCGAGUGACCGAGUACCUGAUCACCUACGCCCCGACGUCCCCUGGAGGUCUGGAGCUGGAUGUGCGGGUGCCCGGAGACCAGAUGAUGGCCACGAUUCGGGAGCUCGAGCCUGGCGUAGAGUACCUGAUCAGCGUCUACGCUGUGCUCAACAACAAGAGGAGUCUUCCCGUCAGCGCUCGGGUGGCGACACAUCUGCCCGAGCCCGAGGGGCUCAAGUUCAAGUCGGUGCGGGAGACGUCAGUGGAGGUGCAGUGGGACCCGCUGGACGUCGCCUUCGAUGGCUGGAACCUCAUCUUCAGAAACACAAAAGAGGAAGAUGGCGAGAUUCUGAACGCCCUCGGCCGUCCAGAGACCACCUUCGAGCAGUCGGGCCUGGGCCCGGGCCAGGAGUAUGAGGUCAAGCUGGAGGUGGUGAAGAACAACAAGCGUGGACCGCCAGCCUCCCAGAACGUCGUCACAAUGAUCGACGCCCCCAGCCAGGUGCACGUGCGCGACGUGACGGACACCACGGCGCUGGUGACCUGGUUUCAGCCCGUGGCCCGGGUGGACGGGGUCAGCGUCUCCUACGGGCUCAGCUCCAACCCCGCCGAUCGCACCGUGGUCGAGCUGUCCUUGCCCGACACCCAGUACCACCUGGGAGGCCUCAUCCCCGACACCCAGUACGAGGUGAGCCUGUUGGCUCGGAGGGGAGAGCGGACCAGCGUCCCCGUCUACCAGUCUUUCCUCACAGACCUGGACGCCCCUAGAGACCUGCAGACGGUGGAGCUGACCGACGAGAGCAUCACCCUGGAGUGGAGGAACAGCCGAGCCCCGGUGGAGAACUACCGCAUCAAGUAUGGACCGCUGUCCGGAGGGGAGCACGGGGAGAUGCUCUUCCCCCCGGGACCCAAGGACAGCACCCAGGCCAAGAUCACCGGCCUGAGACCUGGCACCGAGUACGGGAUGGGCGUGACCGCGGUGACGGAGGAGCGGGAGAGUCUGCCGACGACCACCAACGCAGUGACCGCCCUGGACGCUCCCAAGGACCUGACCGUGGCGGAGGUGACGGAGACCACCAUGAUGCUGGAGUGGAAACGCCCCCUGGCCAAACUGGACUCCUUCCGACUGGUUUACGUGUCGGCCGACGGCCACCGGGUGGAGGACGUGGUCCCGGGCAGCUCCGAGUCCCACGCCCUGCGGGGCCUGACACCCGGCACGCUGUACACCGUCAGCAUCAUCGCCGAGAGGGGCCGCAGGACCAGCACACCCACCACCAUCUCAGCACCCACAGAGGAGGAGACGCCUUCGGUGACCAACGUCACCGUCAGCGACGUGUCGUGGGACAGCUUCCUCCUGUCCUGGUCCGCCGAGGACGGGGCGUUCGAGGCCUUUCUGAUCGAGGUCAUCGACGCAGAGACGGGCGACGAGUGUCAAAACCACACGGUGCCCGCCAAUGCUCGCUACUUCGCCGUCUCUGGCCUGUCCUCCACCACCUGGUACAGGGCCAGUCUGUACGGGGUGCACAGGGGGGCGCUCGUAGACCCCGUCUUUGCAGACACGAUCACAGAGGUGGAACCAGAGGUGGAGGCUCUCCUAGUCUCCGACGUCACCCCCGAGAGCUUUAGGCUGGCCUGGACGGCCGAGGAGGACUCCUUCGACACCUUCGUGGUGAUGGUCAGGGAGGCCGAGGGCCCGGGCCAGCCCAGCGAGCUGGUGCUGGGCGGCGAGGAGAGCGGCGCCGCCUUCACCCGCCUCGCCGAGGACACGGAGUACAGAGUCAAAAUCUUUGGUCUGGUUCUGGGGAGACGCUCCAAGUCUUUAGAGGAGUGGGUGAGAACAGGCCUGGGCUCGCCCACGGGCAUCCGCUUCUCCGACGUCACGGACACGUCGGCCACCGUCCACUGGGCGCCGCCCAAGGCUCGGGUGGACGGCAGCAGGGUCACGUAUGUGCCCGCUCAUGGAGGUAAUGCGAAGACGCUGACGGUGGACGGCUCUCAGUCUCAGACUGUGCUGCCCAACCUGACCCCCGGGGUCACCUAUGAGGUCACCGUUGUGGCCGUCAAGGGUCAAAGGGAGAGUGAGCCUGCAUCAGACAGCGUCAGUACAGCCCUGGAUAAGCCCCGCGGUCUGACUGCCAUCAACAUCACAGACAGCGAAGCUCUGCUGCUCUGGCAGCCCGCCAUCGCCACCGUCGACGGCUACGUCAUCACCUACAGUGCCGACUCGGUGGCUCCAGUGAUGGAGCGCGUGUCUGGAAACGUGGUGGACUUUGACAUGAGCUCUCUGACGCCGGCGACGCUCUACACGGUGAAGGUGUACGCCGUGAGGGACCUGGCCAAGAGCGCGGCCACGACCACCGAGUUCACCACCGAUGUGGACGCCCCUCAGGACCUGGCGGCUGGUAACAUCCAGACGGAGAACGGCAUGCUGACGUGGAAGCCGCCUCGCGCCGACAUCACCGGCUACAUCCUCAGCUUCGAGGCCGCGGACGGCACCAUCCGCGAGGUGGUCCUCAGUCCCAACGCCGUCUCCUACAACAUGGCUCAGCUCAGCGCCUCCACGCGGUAUUCGGUCAAGCUGCAGGCCAUCGCCGGUCCCAAGAGAAGCAGUGUCGUCACGACCGUCUUCACCACCACUGGCGUGCUGUACCGGUUCCCCAGGGACUGCUCCCAGGCCCUGCUGAACGGCGACACCAUCUCAGACCUGUACACCAUCUAUCUGGGCGGAGACGAGAGACAGCCGGUCCAGGUCUACUGCGACAUGAGCAGCGACGGAGGCGGAUGGAUCGUCUUCCUCCGACGACAGAGCGGCAGAUUGGAGUUUUUCCGCAACUGGAGGAAUUACACAGGCGGCUUCGGUGACAUGAAUGACGAAUUCUGGCUCGGUCUUUCCAACCUGCAUAAGAUCACAGCUGGAGGUCAGUUCGAGCUGCGAGUGGACCUGAGAGAUAAGGGAGAAACCGCCUACGCUCAGUACGACAAGUUCUCCAUCUCUGAACCUCGGAGCCGCUACAAGGUCCACGUGGGAGGAUACAGUGGAACAGCGGGCGACUCGAUGACCUACCACCACGGCCGUCCCUUCUCCACCUACGACCACGACAACGACAUCGCUGUCACCAACUGUGCCCUGUCCUAUAAGGGAGCCUUCUGGUAUAAGAACUGCCACCGCGUCAACCUCAUGGGACGAUAUGGAGACAACAGCCACAGCAAGGGAGUGAACUGGUUCCACUGGAAAGGCCAUGAGCACUCGAUCGAGUUCGCCGAGAUGAAGAUCAGGCCGUCCAACUUCAGGAACCUGGAGGGAAGGAGGAAACGGUCAUAGACGAUCAACCGACACCACCACCGACACCACCACCAACAACAACAACAACAACAACAACACUGCUACUACUCUGUCUGGACUGUCCCCAUAAAUCACCUUCGACCCUGCAGCGACCAAAGCCACUGCCGAGAGCCCUGCUGCCUCCACGCAAAAAACAACAACAACAACCCCUCCACCCCCCCACCAAUCGACUCCACCCCCCCCCCCCCCCUCUGUGAUACGGUUGUAGGAAUGCUGCAGGUGCGGAAAAAAAUAAAUAAUCGAUGUGCAUGUUACGAACCAGACUUAAAUCGAAGCCCACGCGGAUCCUCCUCACGCACCAAAGAGAGCAAGAACAACCCCCCCACCCCCACUCCCCCGAUUUCUCUAGUGUUGCGGCAUUUGUGGGGAGGCGACUGUGCAGUUUGGGCAUUAUGUUGUGUACAGAUUAAUACAGUUCCCUACUUCAACUUGUGUGGUGUUACAGAAAGGACAGACUGUUUAGAGCACAAUGGGGUCUUGUUUAGGUUCAGGGCCGAUGAUACGGUGAUAAUUCCACUGGAUUGUCGUAGACAUUCUAUUCCUUGUACAGCACUGUACACAUAUGCGUCAGAUUUAAACAUUUGAAGAGGGAUGUUCCUCGGAUGGCACUGCUCAGAUCUCCGUCUUGCCAUUUGUUUGUCUUUGUGCUUAACUCGUCUCAGUGUCACUUUAUCCUCCCCAAGUUAUAGAAAUGAACAGAGAAAAAAAAGUAGAAAUUCGCAUGGAGAAAAAAAAGUAUUUCACCCGCCACAUCCCACGUGGAUUGCUAUGUUUCCAUUCAUUGCGUAAGCCCCCUGAACGCAUCAUGCUACAGCCACAGUAUUGUAGAAAACAGAGAAAAGAGAACAGCUGAUGUGUUUCCAUGUGUUUCGUUUCCCUUCCGAGGCAGGACCUGUUAUCCAGUAUCAAAUGAAACAAGGUGAUGACUUUUUUUGUGUGUGUGCAAAAUGUGAAUACAGUACAUAUAUGUGGAACAGGAGGCCGUUCUGUGUGGUUGACACGAAAGAUGUCGCUCACAUUUUUUUUUUAAAUGGCCAAUUCCAAUUGAAUUACAUUAGACAUAUAUCUAUGCUUAUGUUUAUGAGAAUAAUGUUUGACCCCCCCCCCCCCCCGUCCUAGCCCCUGCUACAGAGGCAUACUAAACCACUGACCUUCUAAAGAAUGCCUGUGUAAAUUAAGUUUUGUUUUUAUUGUUUUGUUUGUUUAUAACUGGGCGAACAACAGGUAUUUCUCUGUCAGCUGUAUUACAAUAAAACAGUUUGUUUAAAAGGAA
Molecule: messenger RNA, 6660 nt
Organism: Pseudoliparis swirei
Lineage: Eukaryota; Metazoa; Chordata; Actinopteri; Perciformes; Liparidae
Product: tenascin-like
Exons: 23
Coding region: 282-5366 (1694 amino acids)
Molecular function (GO): protein binding
Source: RefSeq, a predicted model, not a curated record